This is a messenger RNA of Ochotona princeps (American pika), 1984 nucleotides long. It is a transcript of the gene SLC35A5, whose product is annotated as solute carrier family 35 member A5. Gene Ontology annotation, molecular function: pyrimidine nucleotide-sugar transmembrane transporter activity. Bases 525 to 1799 code for a protein of 424 amino acids. Lineage: Eukaryota; Metazoa; Chordata; Mammalia; Lagomorpha; Ochotonidae. Gene Ontology annotation, biological process: pyrimidine nucleotide-sugar transmembrane transport. The record is from RefSeq and is a predicted model, not a curated record. The transcript has 7 exons. Gene Ontology annotation, cellular component: Golgi membrane.
GGCGGGCAGCGCGCACCCUUCGCCCCCGGGACAACUGUCUUUUCCCCCUGCCGGGAGCUUCCCGCGCGCCCCUUCCGGCUUCCCCUUCCUUUUCCCACUCUCUCGCCGUAGCCCGGCCGCCACCUGGGCCUCACGUGACCCCGGCCUCCCUCCCGACACGUGACGUGAGAAAGGCCACGCCAGGGCGGGCUCAGCCGCCGUCGCCCCGCCCCCGGAAGCGGCGAGACGGAAUGCGCCUGCGCAAUGGGGGCCGCGUCGGCUCUCCCAAUUGGGACGUUAACGUGAUUUUCGUUUCGGAAUACAGACGUGGAUGCCGAGGGGAUUUUUUGGCCUUUGUUUCCCUCCCAGAGAGUUCCCGCCUGUGAGUUCUUUAAAAGCUACUGCUGUUUCUCCAGAGCUAGACAGUUCACUGUCUCAGCCGUAGGAUGCGCGUGCCCCCGGGACAUCUUCUCCAGUCCGAGAGGUUUUAUCAACAAGGUCUCGGGGACACAUUCUUGCCCUGAAAGCAAUUUGAAAACGGAGGAAUGAAGCGAAAGUGCUGCAGUCACCCCAUGCUAUGCCCCUCCUCAGCCAUGUAUACGUCAGUACUCGCUGCCGUGUUCAUUGCCUUAAGUUCCAGUCGUAUCUUACUGGUAAAAUACUCCACCAAUGAAGACAGCAAGUAUGAUUACCUUCCAACUACUGUGAAUGUGUGCUCAGAACUGGUGAAGCUAGUUUUGUGUAUAUUCAUCUCAUUCUGUUUCAUAAAAAAAGAAGAUCAUCAAAGUAGAAAUUCAAGAUGUGCUUCCUGGAAGGAAUUCUUUAAUUUUAUGAAGUGGUCCAUUCCUGCCUUUCUUUAUUUCGUGGAUAACUUGAUUGUCUUCUAUAUUCUGUCCUAUCUUCAGCCUGCCAUGGCUGUUUUGUUCUCAAAUUUUAGCAUUAUAACAACAGCUCUUCUGUUCAGGAUAGUGCUGAAGCGAUAUCUCAACUGGAUACAGUGGUCUUCCCUUCUUAUUCUAUUUUUGUCCAUUGUGGCCUUGACCACUGGGACCAAAACUCACCAUAACCCAGCAGGCCAUGGAUUUCAUCACGAUGCCUUCUUCAGCCCAUCCAAUUCCUGCCUUCAUUUCAUGAGUGAGUGUCCCGGGAAAGACAAUUGCACAACCAAGGAGUGGAUUUCUCCUGAGCCUAAGUGGAAUGCCACAGUUGGAGUGUUCACUAACUUUCAUCUUGGCUUGGGCCACAUUCUUAUUAUAGUGCAAUGUUUUGUGUCUUCAUUGGCCAACAUUUAUAAUGAAAAGAUAUUGAAAGAGGGGAACCAGCUCACUGAAAGCAUCUUCGUACAGAACAGCAAACUCUAUUUCUUUGGCGUUCUUUUUAACACAUUGACCCUGGCCAUUCAAAGCAGUAACCGGGAUCAGAUUAAGAACUGUGGAUUUUUUUAUGGCCACAAUGCGUUUUCAGUAGCCCUUAUUUUUGUUACUGCAUUCCAGGGCCUCUCGGUGGCUUUCAUUCUGAAGUUCCUGGAUAACAUGUUCCAUGUCUUGAUGGCUCAGGUCACCACUGUCAUCAUCACCACAGUGUCUGUCCUGGUCUUUGACUUCAGGCCCUCUCUGGAAUUUUUCUUGGAAGCCCCAACAGUCCUUCUCUCCAUAUUUAUUUAUAAUGCCAGCAAGCCUCAGGGUCUGGAAUAUGCACCAAGACAAGAAAGGAUCCGAGAUCUAAGUGGCAGCCUUUGGGAGCGUUCCAGUGGGGAUGGAGAGGAACUGGAAAGACUUACCAAACCCAAGAGUGAUGAGUCAGAUGAAGAUACUUUCUAAUGGGUGCCAAAUAGUUGGCAUUUCUCACAAACCUUAUUUUCACAUUUCAGCAUUUCUGGUAUUUAACUUUUCACUUUGGAAAGCCAAGAACAUGUCUAAAAUGUAAUAUUAUUUGCAUGUAUACAAUCACUUAAAAGCUAGAAAGUUAUAAGAAAUUAACACAGGAGUAAUAAUAUAGAACUACA